AUGAAGAGAAAAAGCAGGCCAAAGUUGGAAAAAUUCCGAGCACGGAGUCGAUGCCCCUCGGGCCGGCGUCAUAUCGUGACCGACGAACGCCGACGAACCCAGACGCGACGGGACAUUUCGUCGGGUUCCAUAUCAACGGGUUCUGAUCCUGCGAGCAGUGGUGGUUCUGGCAGCAGUUUGCUGGGGGUCCACCCCGCAUCAUCAGCAGCUCAGCUGAGUUUGAGGAGGGGUCGGACCCGGGUUCCAGAGCAAUUGGAGAGGGGAAAUGUGGGCCACGUGGGCAUCGAUUGGACCUGCAGCACAUCCACAGCUGGCACCACACUCCCCAUUGUUGAUUUCUUCCCUCUGUGCUGGUUGGGGGGAUAUUUGACACCGUUAUCACCGACGUAUGGGACUUUGCUGCCAGGUGAAAAGCAGUUUGUCCAUUAUUAUCUUUGGCCAGCAGAAAAUGUUCUGCAAGCUGUUCUGAAGUCAGACCAUCUUUGCCCCAUUCCCAGAGCUGUAUCAGUGCUUCAGUUUUUCCAGCCCUUGCUGCCAGUAGAAAAUCAUCUGCAAGGUUUUGUGAAGUCCGUUCAAAUUCCUCUUUGCCCCAUUCCCAGAGCUGUAUCAGUGCUUCAGUUUUUCCAGCCCUUGCUGCCAGGUGAAAAGCAGUUUGUCCAUGAUCAUCUUUGGCCAGCAGAAAAUUGUCUGCAAGCUUUUGUGGAGUCCGUUCAAAUUCCUCUUUGCCCCAUUCCCAAAGCUGUAUCAGUGCUUCAGUUUUCCCAAACGUCGCUGCCAGGUGAAAUGCUGUGUAGCCAUCAUUAUCUUUGGCCAGCAGAAAAUUGUCUGCAAGCUCUGGAGUCAGACCAAGUUCCUCUUCUCCCCAUUCCCAAAGCUGUAUCAGUGCUUCAGUUUUUCCAGCAUCUGCUGCCAGUGUGGACGAGUGGUAACCCAAAGCUGUUUGAUUGUCCCCUUUUCAAGCAGCAGUUCCAGAAGAGUGACUGUUUUUUCCUUGUAAGUCGGACUGAUUUCAUCAAAACCAUCAAAAAGCAACACCAUUCUUUGCUUUUGGAAAGAGUGUUGAAAGAGCAGGUGUUCCAAGCUCUGUUUCUCGAGUUCUAA
Notodromas monacha is the source of this 1101-nucleotide messenger RNA. The record is from the annotation of a GenBank genome assembly. NCBI's taxonomy places the organism in Eukaryota, Metazoa, Arthropoda, Ostracoda, Podocopida, Cyprididae.